AAACAGUUAAUUCAUGGCACUUUUGUACUCAUUUGCGGAGAGAGAUGCUGAGACCGGGAUUCGUAUUUCACACGUUCCCGGCGGCGCGGGGGAGGAUGUGCCGGUGCUGCUCCGUAGGGACUCGACGCUGCGAACGGUCCCGAAUUCCCUGGAACCCCGCCGCGCUGCCGUGCCCUCCGCCCCGGCCCCUCCCGCGUGGGCUCCGGGGAGGCCGGGCCGGCUCCGCUCCGCCGGCGCAGGGAGCAGCGCCGUGCCCCGGCUGCGGCAGCGGGAAGGGCUCGGGAAGCCAUCCCCAGGGAGACGGGAACGCGGUGAGCCGGCGGACGGGACGGGGCGGCGAGGGGAGUGUGCGUGAGGGCAACAAAUGUCCGAGCCCGCGGCAGCGGAGCUGCGUCCCGAGGCGGCCCCGGCAGCGGCAGAGCAGCAUUGAUGAUUGGACUAAAACCCAGUGGAGAGAGAUUAAUGUGGAACAGAUGGAUGUGCAGCUCAGAAGGUUUGCCAAGGCAGGUCCCACAGCCAUCUAUCUCUGCAAUUUAUCUGUCUCAGUGCCACCCCUUCCUCACUCUUCCCACCCACUUGGAUGUUUCGGUGAGGCUUUCAGUAGCAGAAGACCACCUCAGACCUUCUGGGACUCCAGUUUCAUAAAGGUAGAAGAUGAAGUCAAAAGUGUAGUUGUCAAUGCUGUGCAAGAGUUGAGCACUGAAAAGACUUUGGAAGAAAUCAUGGACUGCCAUGGAAUUUUCUGACCAAGAGCAUAAAAUAAUAGAAAUUCCUUUGUUAAAGUCCAAUGAAUAGCUGCUUGAAUGUUUAGUUUCAGAUAUGACUGAUUCUGAAAAGUAAAUAUGUGGUAUAUUUCAUUGAACAAGUGAAAGGCUGGCAAAGUAAACAUGGCAGAUUCUGUCAUUUCCAUUUGGAUGGAAUUUCAGUGCAUGUGGUAUCUUCAUCAGACUGUUGGUGACUGACAUAACAGACAAAGAAAAUGUGAUGGAAGCUACAGGGAAGCCAAAGGUGUAGGGAAGCUCUGAAGCUCUGCAGCAGAGAGGCAUGUGCAUCUCCAGAGCAUCUCCUCUUCCCGUGGUGGCUUUUUAAAGCCCAGGCUGUCCACCUAGCAGUGAGUGGUGCUCCUGCAGGACCAGGUGGCAGAGAGAAGACAGAGACCAUGGAAGAUUUGGGCUGUGCCCUUAGUAUGACAGUGAAAAUUUUCGACUAUACAGAAUACAUGGAUUAAAAGAUUUGUAUUUCUUGGUGAAAACAUUACACUGAAAUCCAGAGCUGAAUAUUUAUUACUAUGAUCCCUGCAUGUGCAGAACCUGUGCCAUGGUUGUCCCUGACAUUGAACUGGUCUCUGUAAUAAUGUUGGCUGCUGAAGGGUUCAUUGGUGCCUGUUUGUUAGCCAGGAGGUUCAUCACCUUCUAACCUCUCUGCAGGGAGCUGCUCCCUGAACAGGGCUGUUAUGACUGGGGUCUUCAUACUAUCAAGUCAGUUUUGGUAAUUCUUGGGUCCCUGAAGCAAGGAGACAAGAGCAGACCUGAGGAUUGGCACUAAUGUUCCUCAGUAUGAUAAACAUGUCCAUAAGGAAAUGUGUAUCCUAUUUGGAGAAGUGCACAGUGACAAUCUUGAGUGACAACAACGUUUGUUUGUGCACGGUAAGAAGAAUUUGCAUUUUGUAACAAAUUCAUUGUUGGUCAGAUAUUUAUAGUGAGGAAAGAAGAGUAAGGGAACAAAAACAUAUAAAUAAGAAGGUGUGGAUUUGGAAUGUGCAUGGCUACAUGUGACUUUGGUGUACUCUGGCUUUUAUGAUUAGGAUAAUGCAUGUUAUUCUGUACACAUGAAAUGCAUGCAGGUACAUGUAUAUAUGCAUGUAUACUCACAAGAAUUAGUUGCCCACAACCUAAAUUUAAGUGCUAAUUUAUUUUAAUUACAGACAGAGUGAAAAAGUGAAACACAGAAACACUGGUUAGUACACAGACCAAAUAAAAAGUGUAUUUAUUCCCGCCUUCCUUCAAGGAACAUCCACAUCUGCUGUAUGUGGCAGCAGAUCUUUACCUUUAUUGGGGUAUAUUGGAAAUAACCAGGCUGGUGGAAUGUGACUGAUCAGAAAACUUAUAAAGGAUUUUGUGCUCUUCUCUCUUGUUCCAUUUUCCUGACAGAGGGGUGAAAACCAGUAAGGUACGCCUUGAGGUAUUAUGAACUUCACAAUCAGCCUUCUACAGAGUAUUUUGUUUCCUGCUAACUGGGUAAAUCAGAAGACAAGCGCUGAGGAUCAUGAACUUGUUCCUGUUAGGCUUUGGAAAAUCAGAGUGAAUACUCUUCACUAAAACAGCAAUCCACAAGCAGACAAGCUAUUUCUAAUCUGUGACUCAUACAACUAUUUCUUUGGAAGCAGUAUUACUUUAGGAGACUGACUUUGUAUUUUUUUGAAUUCCAGCUGUACAACUGAUUGCAGAAUCCACUUUGCUAAAGCAGUGGCAGAAUUGUGAUAACUGUUCUGUAUCCUUGGGUUUUCACAGUCCUGCAGGACUGUGUGGCUGUCUGUCAGAAUAGGAUUUGUUCUCACUUGCUGAGGGAAUAAGAAUGAGGAGGAGAAAAAAAAAUCUUGUGAACAACUGUCUCUGUGAUAAUAACUACAACAGGAGAGGGGAGGUGCUCACUGUGUGUCCCUUCUGUGUGGGAGGAUGUCAGCUGGAGGAGCAGCCGGCAGUGUGUCACUCUGUGUUUGUCGGUGGAAUUGCAGGGAAUGGAGAGGGUUCUGCAAGUUCUUCAUCACAUGUAUAUGAACACAAAAGAAAUGCCCAUUUGGAAUUAAUUUAGUGCAGAAGUUCUGACAGCUGAUGAACUGUGUGGUUUUGUACACCAGGAAACCUGAGAGUGGAAAGAUGGCAAGAAACACAUGUGUUCUUGCUAGGAUGUCAUUCUUCAUCCACAAUGGACAAUACCAGAAUUCAGAGAACAUUUCUGCUGUCAUAUUCUCUGAGAGGACAAGCCAAUUAUUACCCAUGAGGGGCCAAAAAGGUUUAUUCUAAAUAGGGGUAUAAAUCCUAUGUAGACCGAGUGCCUCAACACUGUUAUGGAUGCUAACAAGUUUUAAAAGAUGCAGAUGGAUAUGCUGUGAAACUUUCAAAGGCUGUGAAAUAGUCAAUCAACUAAAUCAGCAAGACUUUUCUGGAAUUCAGAAUCCCAAGGGAUGUUUGGAAGAACAUGCUCAUACUGAUGUUCCAGUAAAAGAAUGAGAAACUUUUCUAUUUUAUUAGCGAUUUGAAUAUGCCUGAAGUGGGUAGAUAUGAAUUUGUUCAGCCUCAUGAUUUGGCAGCAUAUUGAUUAUGGACACUGGUCAUGCUUCAUCCCAUGAAGAAAUAACACCAGGCAUCAGCUGAAUAUCUUGUUAAGGAACAAGAUGUAAAAAGGAAAAACAAAGGAAGUGACAACUCAAAUCUGAAACACCUCUGGGUUGGAGAAAUCAGUCAGAUUUCCUGUAGGACAGAACUGUUGAUUCUUCAACUGAGGUUAAGCCUGGAAAUGUACAUUACUUCAGUGUUUUGUCACUCAUAUUAAUCAAGUUACAUUUUCUUUCUCAGUUAUGAUAUUCAGAAGAAGAAAACCAGCCAGUUUUCAGAAGAUGAAGAUUUUGCUGAGUUUACUUGCAAGGCUGAGCCCUGUGUGAGCAAACAGCAAAGGAGGGAACACUUUCGGUUUCAUUCUGUGUGGAUGAGCAAUAUUUCUGAAUCUCAGAUGUGGCUGAAUAAGGAUCUGAUUGUGGCCAAAUUUGGUGGAUGCCAGUCCCUAAAAAGCCCUUCUGUUUCCUUGGUCCAGGGCCAAACUACCACGGCGUGUGUAGCUCAAGGCUUUCUCAGUCUCUGGUUUUCAGGGGAAGGUAGAUCUUGCCAGUUUGUACAUCAGGACGGGUGCCAAGAACAUGCCCACAGUGUUUUUGCUGACAGAUGCCCAAGUUCCAGAUGAAUGCUUUCUUGUGCUGAUUAAUGACUUGUUGGCAUCAGGAGGGGGCUCCAGACCUGUUUAGUUCAUCACUGCAUCCUGCAGUGAUGAAGACAUGAAGGUCACAACUGCAGCAGUUAGAAAAGAAGUCUGAGCCCUGGGCCUGAUGGACAUCAGCAAACACUCCUGGAGGUGAUUCCUGAGGCUGUGGCUGCAGUAAGAAAGUAGAAGAUCUAAAAUCCAAACUUGCUACUCAAGAGGCAGAACUGCAACUGAAAAAUCAAGAUACUGAAGCUUUGAUUGCUAAGAUAGGGUUUCAAACUGAGAAACUGAGCCAAGAAAAGGCCAUUGCAGAUGCAGAGGAGCUAAAGGUUGAUGUCUCUUUGCAAGAUUUAAUCAGCUAUGAUAAGGAGCAUAUUUCUCAGCAUUUUCUGAAGGUCGCCAAGGAGCAUUACUUGAAGGAUCCAGACUUCAACCCAAAUUAUGUUCAUACAGAAUCCUUUGCAGCAGCUGGUCUCUGUUCCUGGGCCAUCAAUAUAGUAAAAAUCAGUGAGGUGUAUUGUGAGAGAGAACCAAAAUGUUGUGCACUGGCUCAGGCUCACACUGAAUUAACAGCAGCUACAGGAAAAGUAGAAGUCAUCAGGAAAAAGCUUCUUGCAUUUUUCUGAGGAUUGUUAGCAGCAGUAUUUCUCUCAGCUGUGCUUAGUUCUUAAUAGGAAGAAUUCUGCACUACAGUAUUAUGUAAUGUGGACCGUUGGCCUAUGCAACCUGUUCCACCUGGUCCAUGUCAGGCUUUUUAAAGCAAAAGUCUUUGAGACUUCUGUUGAGAAUUCUGUCGAGAAUUCUGUCUGCCUUCCCAGCACUGAAUGUUUAACCAUUUCACCAGUUCACUGGAAACCUCAAAGCACAGAAGAAAACUUUCAUGUGGUGACAUCUUAUUGACAGCAGCAUUUGUGUCUUACUUUGGACCCUUCAUAAAACAACAUCACCGGGAACCAAAGGAACAUUUCUGGAUUCCUUCUCUAAAGAUGCUUUCACUGAACAGCAGUGAGACAAAAUACCUCGUUUCACUUUUGAUUGUUUUCCUGCAAGUGAGGAAGAGUGGAAAAUAAGAGAGAAAUACCCUUGAAAAGUUAUGUUGAAAUAGACGUUUAUUAAUAGUUCUCUACAGGAGGAACAGCAAGUAGUUCUAUGUCAUUAAGUAUCAGCAGAUAUGGUGACAAUAGAUGUACCUAUAUAUUCAGAUAUUUUUUGUGCAUUGUGUGAAAAUUAACAUUAGGAACUCUGAUAAUACCCCAGUGCUAUUGUUUUUCAUAAGGAAGUAUUUGAGAUCAUUAAAAUUAUUGUAUUGGUUGUCUUACAGUCCAGAGAUAAAACAAAUCAUGUAUUCAGUCCUUUGAUAUAUUUAGAUGAACGUGUUACGCAUGGGAGACAGACAUAUUGCACGCUUGCAGAAAGGAGUGUAUGCCUGCUGGGACCUUUGUGCUUGUAUUUUCAGCACAUUCAUCAAAAGUUAGGUUUAUUUUGGGGUCAGAGAUUAGAACCAAGAGUUAGACAAUUUAAGGUGGUAUGUAUUCUGUAAUACUAUGGUAACUAUGACACUGCCACAGAAGCUGCACUAGAGGUACGAUGCCAUUCUUAUUACUAAUAAUUGUGCAAAUUUAGCUCAACUUAAAUAUAUGUAAUGUUUUUCAUUAUAAAUCACUGUCAGAUAUACAUGGGGGUUGUUCUUUGUUUCAAUGUGCACUUUUAAAAGAGGCUUCAGUCUAAAAGCCAGCAAUGAGGAUUAGACAUGUCCAGGGAGAAAGAAAGUUUUAAUGGAAGACUUUUUAAAAUACUUCUGAAUGGGGGGAGAAGGUAGUUCAGGUUUAAUACUGAUGAUGCUGUGUUUUCCUUUAUUUAUGGCUUUUUAAUUUAAUCCAAAAAUCACUGAUAAGGAAGCCUGGAAUAACGCCAUGAAGGACUUGUUGGGGGUUUGCCCUUUCCUUCAGUAAGGAAAAAAUUAAUUCCAGGCAUCUGGUACAGUUCUAUUAACUUCCACCAGCCCAUCUUUCUUGUUCCAAACAACUUAUUUAUUCACUCUCUCUUAUUCUGUUGUGCUGCGUUAGGCAUUUCUCUUCCCACCCAUACCUGUUUGGUAGGCAGUGAUUUCAGACAUUCCAUUUCUAUUUUAUUUCAUCUCCUUGCACGUGGCUGUGAGGGGUUGGCACCCAGCAGGCGUGGCUGUGAGAUGGCUGCUCUGUCACAGCCCCCCCAGUGAAGGGGCACUCACACAAGAGCUUUGCUGCAGCUCUGCCCACAGGGAGCUCCCUGGCUGCCUCUGCCCCCAAAGAUGGCCCCAAGAUGGCCCCAUUCCCUGGCUUUUGAGGGUAUCUGAACUAUAUUAACAAGAUGCCAUAGGAAUCCUGCUUUAAUAUUUUUUUUUUGUGGAUAAAUACAGAUUUAUGUUCCAGAAAUAGGUGCUCAAAGCAUACAGAAGCAUUGAAUUUGCAAUAUCAGAAUACAAUUACUUUUAUAAUAUAUGAUGCAUUUUUAACUUUAUUGAACUAUAAAUAUUUUUAUGAAGUAAAUGUCUUGAGAGAGAACACUUUUUUGAAAUCUAUUGUAAAUAUAAUAAACUGCUUCUCAUCACUUUCCUUUCAUCUGAAACUCCACAGGGAUCCUCCUUACUUUUCUGCCUUACUUUAAUUUAUAUCCCCCAGUUAUCUGGUGCGUCGCACUGAGUCAUGUCUUGCUGCUUGGUAACCUUGCUGGAAGAUUAUAUUCCACUCUGAUUCUAAGGCUCCUUUUCCUGUGACAGAAGGCCUGGACCCGAUUGCCACGUUGAGGGAUGAUGCUACAGCUGUGGCAUGGAGUAACGAGGGUGAUAGGAUGGCAACAGAAAACACCACUGUUCUAACAAACUGUGAGUGCUGACCUCUGAUGAUAGAUCCCCAGCAACAGGGAAUUAAAUGGGUAAAGAACAAAUAUGGAGCUGACCUUGAAGUCGUAAGUCUAGGACAGAAAAGAUAUGUGCACGAUGAAGAAUUGGCUUUUGCGUUUACUGCCUUCAAGUUCCCCUAAUUUCCAUAAGGGAUUUUUGUUGGAAUGCACUUAAAGAAUUGAAAUAUUACAACAAUUCUGCUCAUUUGUUCAUAGCAUCAUUUUCCUUUUAAAACUGUGCUUGAAAAGGCGCCCUUCUUAUGCUGUUUUCAAGUGAUGAGGAGGAAAUGAAGUGGAGGUUGAUGUGCACUUCUUGUGUGGGUCAAACCACGUUUUCAGCAGGUAAGGUGCAAAGCCUGGUGGUAAAACCUUAUUUAUACUCUACAGUUUGGUCAGCAGAAUACAGCAUGUGCACCUCACAUGCAUGUGCAGCAUUCAAGGCAAAAGCCAAUAUUGGGUGAUUUCCUGGUAAAUAAACAUAUUUUUAAUUCUUAUACUUACGACUGAAUUAUAUAUAUUAGCUGAUAGCACUGGCAUGUAACUGAUCUCUUCUUUAAUUUUCUUAUCUUUAUUUUGAUUUAGGGAGAUAAUGUUCCAUUUUAAAGGGUGGACAGACUUUUUCCUACUGAAUUCCAGAUAUAACACGCAAUCAAAUACACAACACACUAAAUGGUCAUAGUAAUGCCUGCUUUUUAAAAUCGGUCUUAAUCAUCUAGCCUGUGUGCUCAUUUGAACCAGCUCUUUUCCCUCAACUGUCCUGGUUUGGUUUUCGUUCAUUUUCCAACCCUCACAAAUAAUCAUCAUUUUUCAUUCACACUCAGUAGUACCCUGCUCUGUGAAGCUAUAUUUUCUGAUUACUUAUCUCACCAUUAUUAUUUAGUCCUUUUCCAUGCCUGUUGGAAAAGAUUUCUCCCAAAUCACUGGGAUUCUAAUUGUUCUUGAAGUCCUUCAAGGAUAUAUUUAUAAUUUAAAUGAGGAAAUACCAAAAGUUGUAACACAAGAAUAUCUAUAGAUAGAUCUAGAUAUAGAUAUAUGCUCCCCCAAAAUUUCUCUCAAUUCCAUUGUCUUCCAUGUGGGGCUGUACCCUCAUAUUUGCUUAUAAGAAAAGCCAUAGCAAUAUAUGUUUGUUUGUUUGUUUUUUAAUAUGAGGAAUAGCAAGAGCAUGGGUAGAAAGAUAUUGAACUCAAAACUGUCAAACUCUUAAACACUGGGCAAUUCUUUGUGAACAGGUUUCCAUGGUUUAACUACGUGCUUUUUGAAAAACCUCGCCAUUUUUAUUAUAUAAAGGAAAUCUUUCUAUAACCAAUAUUUAUCUAAUAUUGGAGGGGGAAUUGUAUUUUUCAGGUAGAGUUUUCUGAAGACCACUGAAAGAGCUUUAGCUUUUGAUGAGACUGUAUUAAUUGAAAACAUGUGUGACUCCAUUGAUCCCAUACUUGAUCCUCUUCUUGGAAGAUAUAGAGUUAAAAAGGGAAGGCAUUGGUGCCUGCACGGUAAAUCUAAGCAGUAAAAAACAGCCCAAAUCUCCUUGUAUACAUGGAGCUCCUGGAAGAUGCACUCUUGCCCUACACUGUGAGACCUUGAAAUGAUCCCUCUUUGUUGCAUUUCUCUAUUGCUGUAUUUGAAGUACUUCAGAGUAAGACCAUACAUCUUGCUUUUCAGAAUCCAUAGUGAAGAAACUACUGAAAAUUAGUAUUAUACUGGUCUAAAAGAGAGAUCAGAAUUUUCACAAGGUGACAGACUUUUAAGGAAUGGGAGGAUGUGAAGGGAUGUGAAGCAGCAGAAAGAAGUAGGAUUGAAACGGACAGGGAUCACAGCAAUAUAGCUUUGCAUUUAUUUAACAAGGGCUUCCACGUAGCACAAUGAAGCUGUGUGUGUGGACACAAAAGCAAAUAUAUGAAGCUAUUCAAAAACAGGUUCUUCUGUUGAAUAUUUACAUGACCUGGCAGUCUGUGCCUGAUUGAAGAUACACAAGUCACCUUUGAGGGGCACAUGUGCCUGUGUGUGUAUAAUUAUAGAUAUAUAUAUAUAUAGAUAUAUAUAUAUACACACACCACAAUAUAUAUAUACACCAAAAUAUAUAAAUACCCACACAAGAUAUACCCCAAUUUAUUUCCAAAUAAGCAGAGUUUGCCUCAUUCUUGAUUAAUUUCUGUUAUUUUUUUUAUUUUAGUUGUUCUGUCAAGUACUUUGAAUUUUUUCUUUCUAAUAAAGAAAGACUAGAAAGGUAUUUGUGAUAGAUAUGGUGCAGUCCAGCAGUUGAAGUUCAUUAAUAAUUGGAAUGUUGCAGAGUAUGAAGUAAUGAAUACUAAUUACUCCUUUCAUGUCUGACAGCACCCCAUGGACCAAUACAUCAGCCCAGACUUUAAUUUGGUUCUAGUAAUGGUUUCAUCAAUAGUACAUUAAUUCUGUGUUUGAAAAGAUGUACAGUUGAACCUGACCCACACAGUAGAUACCACUGUCAUAAAAUGGCCACAUACUGACAACAACUGGAUAAUUACAAAUAAUUAAAUCCACUGAGCUUCAGACAAUCCUAAUUUUAAGUAAAAUAUAUCUUAUCAUAUCAAUCGACAGAAAGCAUAGCAAGGGGGAUUUAUCAACUUGUACUCCUUGCAAAGCAAAUUUACUAGCCUGUUUAUUAGAGAACUUGCUGAUCUGUGAACCACAUCAUAAAAGUACCUUUCCCCUUCCUUCUUUGCAAGAUGCCUCUUAUGUUGCACUCCUGGAUAUUCUGCAACAGCAGCUCUUGGUUUCUGAAUGAAGCCUGCAAAAGAAAUUCUCAGCCUUGGAGAACUUCAAAUGAAUAAAUUUAUAUUUUCAUCAAAACCAGCUCACAAAAGGGUGAACUAAAGAGCUGAUCCAAAACAUCUCGCUACAGGAAGCUAUCCCACCAUUCUACCGUGUAGAGUUAUGGUCUGUUUUGGAGAACAUCCACCCUGAAAGGGAGCUGGGACUCACAUGAAAGAAGCUGUGUCUAUUUCUGGGUAGAGUGGUGUUUUGCUUCCAUCCGUUCUAUCUGCUGCAGAUGUACCAAGACUGAAGACAAAAAAUGUGAAUUCAACAAGAAUUUUCAUCUCAUCCUUCACACUAAACUGGCUAACACUCACUUACAAGCCACAACUGCAGGCUCAGACCACCUUCAUUAACUUCACUAUCACCAGGGACAGGCUGGAAGACCAGCUGUUGGCUGAGGUUGUUAAUGCAAGACUCACAAAAAACAUAAGGAUAACCAUGGCACAUGAAAAAUAAACAGGACAGCUGUCACCAUUCAGGUAGCUGAAGCCAAAGAAAAUGGAGCUCAGGAUGACACGACAAGAGGCAUUACAGACUGACAGCUGGAAGAGCAUCCACUCCUUACUCCAGGAAUGUCAGCCUGGGCAGUGUCAACCCCACCUACCAGCUACCACUGAAGGCAAAAAGCUUGGGUUCACUAUAGAUUCUGGAAGAUUUCAUAAUACGUCUCUAGGACAAAAGCAGAAGAUGGUUGCAAAGGAGGCACUCAAGAAAGCUGCCCCACAUGGCCAUUGGGUUCUUUUCCAAUGCUCAGCCAGCUCCAGUCACAGAAGAGCACAUCAUUCCCCAAGGAAUACUAGAAAAUUCAAAAUUUCUGGUGAACCUCCUACAAGGAUGCUGGCUAAUUUCCAUGCUGCCCUCUGUGGUUUUGACCAGUUCUGCUUGGUGUGUGGAAAGAAGAAGGAGGAGAAAGAAGACAAGAGAAUGUGGAGAACAGGCACGUCACAGGUUGUGUGUAGCCUCCUUCCCUCCAGAUCCCUGGUUAUCCCUGUGUGCUACCCCAGGAACUUGCAGAAAGAUCUCCAAGCCCAGUGUGAGUCAGCUUCCCUGCAGCAGUGGCAGUGCUGGAGCAGUCAGCUUGUUCUCAUCAGCAAAGCAGACCGUGAUGAGGGCAGCCGUAACUGCGCACUUUCGCCUUCCAGCAGGGUAUCCUCAUGUAGCUGCUGGAGCACAGCACACGUGAGGGCAGAGCUGGGAUGUGAAAAGGGGGAUCCUUGAACUGCACGCCAGGAAGGGGAGUUUAAAAGCAUGUUUUCCUUUGUGCCAUUUUCACACUUCUGUUCCUGGGAGGCUGAAGCUUGGCCCUCGGGGCUAGAAUGGAAGGUGCCAGAUCAACUCCUGGGAUCUCUGUGCUCGGCAACUGCUCAGAGGCCCACCAGAAGGUGGGUUCCACAGGAAGACUCCUUGGUGAGAUGGUGUAAGGUGGCCACAUCAUGGGUGCCAGGGACUGCAGGCUCUGCUGGAUCUGCAAGAAUUCCUCAGCCCAGUCCUGGGUCCAUUAGAAUAACCCACUGCGUGUCAGCUUUGAUAGACCUCACCUGGGAACAAUUGUAAAGACAGAAGGGCGGCAAGCUCCUGCUUCAUACCCCAGUAACCCACAGCCUCCCUCUGUGCACAUGACUCCCACAGAUGCAGUAAAACCUGAUUUAAGUGCCAGCAGAGAGAGACUGCUUGAAGGAGAACUUGGCACCAUGUUUCUUGGCCUCUCCAAAUCUGGAUUAUGAUGGAUACCAUAAAUACAUAGAUGAAAUUCUUUCAUCUGAAAGCCCUGCACUACAGGGACUGCAGCCCAGUGCUGAGAUGGGAUUCUUGUCAACAUCAGAUAAUCUCUUCAAAACUCCUUUGGAAAAGCAACCCAUAUACCCAUGGGAGAGGGAUCAGGCCAGUCCCUGUCCUAGUGCAGUGAAAGAGAGGGGGAGCUGAUGUUUUCUGCUUACAUGGAAGUGCUGCAAUGUUCGCUCUUUUGUGAUGUUGUGCCAGACACAUGGACUAAACCAGUAUAUCCAUCCACACACAGCUUUGUCCGCUGCUGUAAUGCAGAGCAAGAACAACUGGCCUUUGGAUAAGGCGGGCUCAAAUUGCAGAUGUAACAAGAAAGACCAAGGAGGAGCAUGACCACCCAGCAAGGGAAGGAGCCUGUAUCUGUAUGCCUUCUGUGCAAGGUACUCCUUGGCGUUGCUGUAGCCGUAGAACUUGGCCAGGUGGAUGAGCAUGCCGGUGGCACAGCGCCCGUCCCGCCGGCGGCAGUAGCUGCAGUUGCACACCCCGCGACACGGAGGACAGAUCCAGGCCUGCAGGGGUGUGAACGUGGGAGAAGGGGAAAAGCAAGACAUGAAAAAUGUUAUACCGGCCUUCCUGUUGCUCAGAGAAAUGUUCAAGAAUGAUACUUACUGGAUCAAGCAGAGCUGACUUCACAUCUUCACCGUAUCGAUUUCGAAGACAGGGGCCACAGAACUGCCCCCUGACUCCUCCACAGCCCUGCUUGCGACAGAUUGUCUUUGUAUCAGUUGUCUUCUGUCGACAUUGGUGGCAAGUACUACCCUAAAGGUGGAAUGGAAGAGAAAAACAUUUGUAUGAAGGACAUCUUAAACGCCCAUUGAUGAGCUUUCCUAAUAAUAAUAAGCACAAAUUCAAACCAAAGUCAAAUUAAACAAUGAAGAGUGAGUUCAGUUACCAUGAUAAAUAAUACAACAAUGCUAGGAAUUUUACAGAGACAGUGCCAAGUUUCAACUAGAAGUCUCAAAUUACAUGAACCUCAUAAUCAUAGCUCUGGUCCUUACUUCUCUCCAGGAAAAACCUAAAACUACUGAGAAAAUGAUCUUGUGACUCAUGCCUGCCCAUACUAUGAAGCAUGACAUACAUGGUAAUAUGAUCUUUAUGAUAAUCAAUAAUAACCAAAUCCAGCAGGGAAAAAAGGAAGGAGGAGCUUCAUUAAAAACACUGGACACUACACAACCUGUACAGAAAUGUCAUUUCCAGAGGUACAAAGAACAGCAGGGAUCACUGUUAUUUAAUGGUACAACACAACAUUUUUAUUAGUGAGAGAGAGAAAAAGGAUGCCAACUCUUACAAGUGGCAAGUAAUAGCUACAGCAAACUUGACUUAACAGCUCUGUGGCACAAAAACACUUUUCAGGGGCAAAAAGCCAGUGGGAAGUAUCAACCACCACAGCCAAGCCCAGAGAAGUCUGGCAAAGCUUUCAAAGCUGUACUUGUGUGACAUAAUAAUGAUGAGCUGAACUCCCCAGAGCCUCAGGAAAGGACACCUUUUAGCAAACACCAGUGAAAUAGUGAGAGACUUUUCAUUUCAAGCACACAGACACACUGAAGAAUACGGCAACCACUUACGAGAACUUUGUCAUAGAUUUUGUCUCUAACAGUGAUUGCAAUGUUGUUCAAGUCCUCCUCAGUUAUGUCUUCUACCGGGCGAUGAGACGAGUACUUCAAUGAUCUCCUUCUUUUGCGUGCUCCACAAUCCCUCUGCUAAACAAACUCAUCUCAAUACCUUUUGUCUGAUGUCAUGAAGCCUCUGUCACCACACUUGGUGACAAAUUCCUUCAUUUACAAUGAGCAUGCAGUCUACAGCUGGCAAACUACAGGCUCAUGUACCUCAACAGGGAAGAGUUUCCAAAUCACCCCUGCCUCUUUCUCUCCCUCUCCUCCAUAAGCUUUUCUCUACCACACAUUUAUUCAUUUUAUUUCAUUCCUUUCCAUCAUUACUUCUUCUGUUCGCACAAAUCCUUGACAAUGUUUUACUGCUAACUUUUCUUUGCAUUCCCUCUCCUCCUUCACUGUAACUCUUCAUACUCCAUUUGUUCCCUCUCAAAAUCAAGAACUGUGAUCAUCUGCCUUCCCAUGCUUUCAUCCUUCAAUCUCCUUGUAUGUUCUCUAGUUGCUUUCUCCAAUGACAAUCUCUAA
Passer domesticus (house sparrow) is the source of this 13562-nucleotide messenger RNA. It is a transcript of the gene DNAH11, whose product is annotated as dynein axonemal heavy chain 11. The coding region runs from base 45 to 746 and encodes 233 amino acids. The transcript is spliced from 47 exons. Lineage: Eukaryota; Metazoa; Chordata; Aves; Passeriformes; Passeridae. The record is from RefSeq and is a predicted model, not a curated record.